Messenger RNA from Hypomesus transpacificus, 1978 nucleotides. RefSeq names its product ER membrane protein complex subunit 3-like. Gene Ontology annotation, cellular component: EMC complex; membrane. The record is from RefSeq and is a predicted model, not a curated record. Gene Ontology annotation, biological process: protein folding in endoplasmic reticulum. Bases 343 to 1128 code for a protein of 261 amino acids. The transcript is spliced from 9 exons. NCBI's taxonomy places the organism in Eukaryota, Metazoa, Chordata, Actinopteri, Osmeriformes, Osmeridae.
AUUUAAUUCCGAGGUUAAAGGGUAUUGAGCAAGCCUAUUCGAAAAUAGCUCUGGCUCGAAACGUGUAGCCUAGUCUAGCAAGCCAGCCAUUGCAUGAGCUUCUCAUUUAUCUGUUUGUAAACUGCCAAAUACAUUUCACAGUUGUAGAGUAUAAAAAACUUGAUAUCACCUUAAGCAUUAAUGUUUAGCUGUUAGGAAGACAGACUUGUCCAAAAGUACAGUAAGUCUGUAGUCAAAAACUACUCUACACACCACACGGCUGUGGUUCACGUCACCGACAGCUAGCUAUUUACAUCACAGGAAUAUUUCUCUGGUAGCAGAUAUUAAACCAGAGAGGGCAGAAUGGCUGGCCCAGAGUUGUUACUGGACUCCAGUAUCCGAAUGUGGGUGGUCUUACCCAUAGUGUUCAUCACUUUCUUUGUUGGAAUUAUACGGCACUACGUCACCCAGCUUCUGCACAGCGACAAGAAAGUAGAUUUGGAGCAAGUGUCUGACAGCCAGGUGCUUCUGCGCAGCCGAAUCCUGAGAGAAAAUGGAAAGUACAUUCCCAAACAGUCAUUUGCCAUGAGGAAGCAUUACUUUAAUGAUGCAGAGACUGGCUUUUUCAAAAAGGUCAAGAGAAAGGUUGUUCCCAAGAACCCAAUGACAGAUACCAGCAUGCUGACAGACAUGAUGAAGGGGAAUCUAACCAACGUGCUUCCUAUGAUUGUGAUUGGAGGAUGGAUCAACUGGGCGUUCUCUGGCUUUGUCACCACCAAGGUUCCUUUUCCCCUAACCCUGAGGUUCAAACCCAUGCUUCAGAGAGGGAUAGAGCUGCUUUCUCUGGAUGCCUCCUGGGUAAGCUCAGCGUCCUGGUAUUUCCUCAAUGUGUUUGGCCUGAGGAGUAUGUACAGCCUCAUACUGGGACAGGACAAUGCUGCUGACCAGUCCAGAAUCAUGCAGGAUCAGAUGACAGGCGCAGCCAUGGCGAUGCCCCCUGACCCCAACAAAGCGUUCAAGAGCGAGUGGGAGGCGCUGGAAAUUGUGGAACACAAGUGGGCCUUAGAGAAUGUGGAGGAAGAUCUGAUGUCACGGGAUCUCAACUUUGGUGGAUUCUUCAGCCAGGAGUUGAAAUCCACCAUGUUCUGAUACUGAGUCUCUAGCUGGUAAUCUACGGGGGGUUCUAAUGCCACUGAACUCUACUGCUGCCCUAGACCCCCUGUCUAAUUAUACAGUGUAUCCUCAUGGUCACUACAGAGCUGGUUGUAAAAAUGUCUUAAUGGUCGUUGUGAUACCAGGACCAUCUUUCUUUGCCUUAGAUGAUUUAAAAGUAUUAUACCGUUCAACUGGUUUAUUUGUUAUUUUUAUCUCAAAUGUUUGACAAUUUAAACUUUACUGCCUACCUGUUUUUUGCCUUGUUUUCAAGAUUAAGUGCUUAUGAGAGGAAUGAAGAAGCAUGUGUCUCUGCUUUAUUACUCUGCUGUUUUGAGCCUUACUAUGAAUGCUGACUGAAAUCAUAGGUAGUGACUUGAACUUUUGACAUUAUAGUUGUCUCUUUAUUUAGAAUGUCUGUUUGGUUUUUUUGAUUUUGGAUAUUAAUGUGCUGUCCUCUUUGCACGUCUUUGUUCUUAAGCAGCUUGUAUAAUUAUCACAAGUAUUGUACAUGUAAGAUGAAUGAACACUGGCUCUUCUUUGAUACUGUCUGAAUUACUUGUGUUCGUUUUGAUUAAGGACAUCCUUGAUUAGAUACAUUUAGAUUUCCUGCUACAAUACUUAACUCUUCCUUCUUCUAUCUGCUAUUUGUUCUUCCUCCUCUGGACAACUAACUACAUUUCCCACCUUUAUCACUGUCCUGCCCUAAAUACUGACCAGCUUUGUAAACUGGAAGAGAUACUGCCUUUCAAGUCCAGCUUUGUGCCAGGAAAGAGACCCCAUGUUAUUUACACCAUCUUGUUUGCCUGUGGUAGCUUUUAAAUAAAGGAUCUUAUUUGUCCCUUGA